Molecule: messenger RNA, 780 nt
Organism: Fomitopsis serialis
Lineage: Eukaryota; Fungi; Basidiomycota; Agaricomycetes; Polyporales; Fomitopsidaceae
Product: 20S proteasome subunit
Exons: 6
Coding region: 1-780 (259 amino acids)
Cellular component (GO): proteasome core complex
Molecular function (GO): threonine-type endopeptidase activity
Source: RefSeq, a predicted model, not a curated record
AUGGCGACCGCAUCCGUCCACCGCUCGCCAGGCUUCGACUUUUCCAACGAGAUCCGAAACACCUUCCUCUCCCAGCGGGGCGUGCCCCUCCCAAAGGCGACCAGCACGGGCACGACCAUCGUCGGCUGCCUCUUCAAAGACGGCAUCGUGCUCGGCGCAGACACGCGCGCGACGGAGGGCCCGAUCGUCGCGGACAAGAACUGCGAGAAGAUCCACUUCAUCACAGACUCGAUCCGGUGCUGCGGGGCGGGCACCGCGGCAGACACCGAGUUCACGACCGCCAUGAUCUCCUCCAACAUGGAGCUGCACGCGCUCUCCACCGGGCGCAAGCCGCGCGUGGUCACCGCCAUGACCAUGCUCAAGCAGUAUCUCUUCCGACACCAAGGGCAGGUCGGCGCGGCGCUCGUUCUGGGCGGCGUCGACGCUACAGGGCCGCACCUGUUCACCAUCCACCCGCACGGCUCGACAGACAAGCUUCCCUACGUCACCAUGGGCUCCGGUAGUCUGGCCGCCAUGGCCGUCUUCGAGGCCGGCUGGCGGCCAAACAUGGAGCGCGCAGACGCCCUCAACCUCAUCACCUCCGCGAUCACCGCGGGUAUCUUCAACGACCUCGGCUCCGGCUCGAACGUCGACGCCUGCGUGAUCACCGCCUCGCACACCGAAAUGCUCCGCAACUUCGUCAAGCCCAACGAGCGCAGCGAGCACAUCCGGCAGAUGGUCGUCGAGGAGGACGUCACCGUCACAGGCGCGGGCGCGGGCGAGGCGAUGGACACGAGUUGA